AUGGCGGCGGGAACUUCGAAAAGCCGUUGUGUUGUCCCGCCCGAAUGCGAUCGUCGUGGAAUCACUAUGACAAACGAUGCAGAAAGAUCAGAACAUCUUUGUCAGCGAUUUUCGACUGUUGAUGUUGUUUUUGUGUUGGUCUCUCUGUUCACAUAUGUUCUGGACCUAGUAACUGAUUGUUUGCUGGCAUGGCAGUUUUUUUCUGUUGGUCACUCAGUGUGUGGUGUGUGGACCAUUGUGUUUGUGCUGGUUCCAACUCUGACACUACAGCUGCUGAGCAUCCGCUGGUACAUUGCUGAGAACCAAAGCCUAUGCUGCAGUUGGAUCUUGCUCGCUCAUAUCUUUGGGUUAGGGCCUGUGCAGAGAUAUAUGUCUGUGUUACAACAUGGAAGAGAUGCACGGAGAUCAAACAGCCCCCAGUCGUACAAGAAGCUAUACCAAGCUCAGAAUGAUAUCUCCUGCUUGAGAUUUAUUGAGGCUUAUCUGGAGUCUGCUCCUCAGCUGAUCUUACAGGGAUAUUUCAUCUUGACGGUACAGCCUCUUACCUGGGUGUCAGGCCUAUCCACAUCUGUGUCUCUGGUCUCUCUUGCCUGGGCAGUAGCCUCCUACAGUAAUGCUCUUCGCCUAGCUUACCGAGAGGCAUACUUAACGCGUUGGGGUGGACUAGUCUUACAAGCUCUCUGGCACAUUGGCACAGUUGCUUCCAGAGUUGUUGCCAUCGCAGUGUUUGCUUCAGUUUACCAUGCCUGGACUUUUCUUGCCAUUGGUGCACACUGGCUGGCCAUGUCAGUGUGGGUAUUUAUCCAGGGCCCGGAAUUCUUUUCCCGCAGGUGGGAGAACAAGCUGUUCAGCUUUGUUCUGGGUGUUGUCUACAUCUUCUGCUUCCUAAACUUGAAGGAUGGUCCAACACGCUAUAAGAUGUGGCCCUUCUACCUCGUCCUGCUGGCUGAGAACGGGCUACUGGUUGGUCUGUGGUACAGGGAGCACCCUUCCCAAGAUACCCUCAUGAUUAUAGUAACUGCAGUUGUCUUUGGAGGUUACCUUUUAGGUGUGUUGUUUUUAUUGCUGUACUAUGGCUGGUGCCAUCCAAGUGGCCCAAUCUCGCUGUGCAGAGAACAGAAGUCUGCAAUACACAAUGAUCAUGCUGACACUGAUCAGCAAGGACAUGAGGGAGCUUACCAUAGGAGAGUAUUUGAUGCCUCAUUGACUUCAGCCACACUGAAUCCAGUUUUCACCAGUGGGUACGAUCUGAGUUUGGACUCCUCUUGGUCUGGACUGGUACAUAGCAGACGGGGCGACGACCCAACCUUCACUACAUCCAAAUAUAAGACCAGCUCGAGGCAGUUGGAUUUUGAAGGCAACCAUACUCAAGGUGAACCAAGUGAUGUGUGCACAAGAGUAUUUGAUGCUCCCUGUUGUGGUCCCACAACUCCAGGUUACUGGCUUGUAUCACAAAUACACCAAGACCAGUCGGGGGCGGGGGACCAGCAGUUCCUCUGUUGCCUCAGAGAGUACCUCUAAAAGCCCUCUGGGAUGUGCAACAUUGGCUGAUUCAACUGACUUGGCCUCCUUCUCCAUUGCCUCAUCAAGACUGGGUUUGGACAACGCUGGUUUUAGUGUAGGAUCACUGACAUCAAUACCAUCUAGUAGACAGAGCAGUUUUGUUGUUCAUCAGAACGAGCGUCUGUCUUCCUCCACUCCAGGACUGUCAGCAUCACUCCCAGCCCUUUGUCUUGGCUCUGUCUUAAAUGUGGAUGGUGACAAGACCUAUUGUUGCACUUUGCCAAGAAAACAGAGCAGUGUUUAUGCCAUAACAGGAAUUCCAAAGAAUGACCCCCCAAAAUAUACCUUUAGCAAAUCACCUUACAACAAACAUUUAACCUAUCAGAAGAACCCACAGGAAAAAAAGAUGGACCAACGAUUACGCAUGUUUGAACAUACGCAAAGCUUGCAGUGCAUUCCACAAGGGAGAGAAACAAGUAGUUUCUCUCUUCAGUCAAAGCAGGCAAUAUCGAAAAACAAGAUGAAAAGUAGUUGCGAAAGCCUGUCGUCCUGUUCUUCAAAUGUUAAACCUCGACCAUUGUCCCCUUUGAAUGCUCAGGCUUUGUGGGAGGAAUCAAUGGUAAGAUUUCACAAAAGCUUCGAUCUGGAAAUGAGUAGCCAAGAUACAUCUGGGGUGUCAGACCCAUGUGGAUCAGUAUUGGCUGACAGAAUAGCAAGGGCGAUUUCUGAUGACAGUGACCAUGUUUUUUCAGUUUCAAGUCCAGACCAGCCUAAAACUGAAAUAAAGAACAUGUAUGUAUCACCACAAAUGACAGACAUACAUUUGUUGCACUGUUCCGUUCAGGAAGAUUUAAUGAAAACUGGAAAUGGAAAUACGUCUAGUUUGACUGCAAACUCGACUCGAGGGUUAAAUGAAGAGUCUUCGUGCAGCAAACGCGCUAUUAAUGGGCUUGGUAUGGAUCAAUCCUCAAGUUCAAAUGAGAAGUUUUCACCUUCAGGACAAAAUUUUCGUAAUGGUUCUUCAGUAAGUUACAGAACAGAAUCUAGCGGAUUUCAAAGCAGCAACGUUGAGGACUCUUGUGAUUUCUUCAACUACUCUGAUGACACCAUAGAUCAAUCUAAGCAUACGCUAUCUGAUUUGGCACGCCGCUUGACUGUUUCUCUGGACUUGAACGCGAACAAUCAUUCCUCUACUAGCGAUAACCAAGAACUAAAGAUGCAUAUUCCGAGCCAUGGCGGCCAUGGACUGGGUUUACUACCAGCCGUUUUCAGAGAUACACCCUGGCGAGAAGACUAUCAGAGCAGAAUCCCAACACCUGUACUACGUGGAAGCUUGUUAUCCCUUUAUUCUGCCAGCGAACAGUCACUGUCUUUGGCAAGUGAGAUGAACAUCGCUACCGGAUCUACUGGCCACGGUACAUAUAUUAUACAUGCUCAGAGAAGCCCAAGCCAGUGUAGGCCUGACCUUCCAGGAUAUAAAUCCGCCAUUUCUGACAUUCUAGACCCUGUCCCAUCAACUUUGCAUGUUCCAGGAUGCCUUGAGCAAACCACCCCUCUUAAGAUCUAUAAUUUAGCGCAUUCUCCGAGAGGCAGGUAUAAAAGUUAUUCCAAAGUGGAUUGUGGAAACGUUCAAAGCCAGGGAGACAUUGGAAUCGAACUUGAAAACUACAAUAACUCUCCUUACAGAUCCCAGUAUAGUGACACGAAAAGAUCUGAAAAUCUCCAACUUUCAAAACUACAACAUAGAAACAAAAUUCUUUGUUAUGACAAGAGCGAAAGAUAUAUAUCUGAAAAUCUCCGGGAGAAAAGCCGCCCAUCUUCAGCACAAUCCCUGCCAUUCUCUGCAAGGAAUUUAAAAUUUCCAGGAAAUCGAACUCUCAGUGAAAAUGUAGACAGUUCCACCGACUCGGGGAAACACUCGGAUGUUAGCAUCAAAAGCAGCUUACGACAAGACAACUCGUGCAGCGAAAACACGGAUCCAAACGCUGACGCUUCCUGUAUGUCAAGCGGUACCCAUUUCUCAAGGGGUACAGAGUUCCUCUCCACAACCCCAGACUUUUCACCCAUAAGACCGUCAGAUUUACCUCCUCUUAUGGCGGAAAAAAGAUUACUAGCGCCGGGACAGUCUUACUUCAGUACCCCUAAAGUCUUUGUCCCAGGGCACAUCUCAUCUUCAGUGUUAACCGAUUUUGACAGCACAGACGAUAGCUUUUUUGGUGUGCAGAUACCUCGCCUUUCUGGUGUUCAUCCUAGAAAAACAGACUCUGUUCAAAGACGUCACCAUGCUUCACCUCCCACUGGGCAUGGCAAUGUCACGAGCAUGACGAGAGCGUCACAGGCCAAACAUCAGUAUUCCGGAGUAAAACAUGUGGGUGGUCCUGGCAUGGAUAGUAGUACCAGUUCCCACGGCAGCUCAGUCACCAGACACAGAUCCCCGCUUCAGACCCUAGACAUGAACAGAUAUUCCUCAGGAUUUGGUAAUAUGACUCAAGAAAUAUAAGAUUCAGGCAUACUUUGAAAAACUUUAUAAUAAUAACGCUGAAUAAAAAGCCUUAUAUAAUGAGCGAAGUUACAGGUUGUGUUCCGUCACACUUUCACGCGUUGGGCGUAUACCUGUAUUGAAAUUACUGCAUUAUAAAUAAUCAUCUCCGCCUGGAAAUUCUCAGUGAAUUGAACAUUUGUCCUGCUCCUUUAUUACAAAGUAAUGCUUUAAGAACGGUGUUAAAGAGUACUUUGAUCGUCAUCAGUGAACACGGAGGUCUGUUUUCACAGUGGCUGCUGGUAUGCUAUUAAUUGUAAUGUCAAACAUCAUUUAACCAAACGACAUCUGUAUUGCCGAUUUUCAAUGACAAUACUCUCUCUGUACCACUUCACUCGUGAAUAAAUUUAUUACUAUCUGUUGGAAGCGGGUUUUCCCGAUAUAAAUAUACAAAAUGCGUUUUGAUAAAACUUAGUUCCUUAUUUUAUGUGCUAUAGGAAAAAUUUGCAAUACUGCUGUUGACUUCAAUAGGGAAAAUGUUUGCAUACGAGGUUAAAACAUUUCCGGUAGUAUAAAAUUUGUAAUAAGGUCAAUACAUUAGUUUUAUACUUUCCUUCUUUACAUGAGAUUUGCUUGUUUUUGCAUGUAUGGAAAUGCAUGAUUAUCGCGGUGAAUCUUUUUCUUUUUCGGCGAAAGAAAUUUGCUUUGUGUUAUAAGAUGGUCCAUGACGUGAUUUGUUGGAUGCCAAAUCCCUCGUAAUUUAUUAUUCAUAGUUUUC
Molecule: messenger RNA, 4760 nt
Organism: Liolophura sinensis
Lineage: Eukaryota; Metazoa; Mollusca; Polyplacophora; Chitonida; Chitonidae
Product: XK-related protein 6-like
Exons: 7
Coding region: 1-1521 (506 amino acids)
Cellular component (GO): membrane
Source: RefSeq, a predicted model, not a curated record